Dermatophagoides pteronyssinus (European house dust mite) is the source of this 524-nucleotide messenger RNA. RefSeq lists its product as uncharacterized. The record is from RefSeq and is a predicted model, not a curated record. Lineage: Eukaryota; Metazoa; Arthropoda; Arachnida; Sarcoptiformes; Pyroglyphidae.
GAAUUCAACGUGUUUUUUUACAUUGGCUUUGGAUCAUUCAUCACAUUAUUAUGUAAAAAUUGGAUGGUCAACCGAAAUCAUUCGCUGUAGCCUCAGCAAUUGAAUCACCAAUCACUUAUGGCCUUACAUCAAUCAUUCGAAUCGAAUGAUUUCAUUAUAAUUUAUUCGCGAUUAUUUGAUAAUCCGCGGAUAAUUAUAAUGUCGAGUUAUGAUGAUCGCGAUGACAAACGUAUAUUGGCUUGUAAAUGUUACCUGAAAAUGGCAUCAAAAUAUUAUAAUAUUCGAAUGUUUUCAGGUGAUUUUGGCAAGAAAAAUACUAAUAGAGUGGUGAUUGAUGCAUAUAAUUAUAACUAUGAUGUGUAUUACUCUUAUCUAUUUAAAUGUUACAUAAUGGCCGUAUCCGAAUCAAUCAAUCCAAUAUAACCGAAUUUAUUGAUCUGGUCAAAUUGUUAUGGUGAUGAACCGAUUAUUAAUGAAACAGAUUAUCAAAUAUUCUUACAUAGGAAAUCUUAAUAAACAAACUC